AUUACACCAACCGGCCUAGCGGCAGACAUUUAUGGAGUCACACUGGCCUUCUCUAUACUUUCGACGAUUGUUCUUGGUCUUCGAGUGACGGCGCGAAUUCAGUCCAUGAAGUUUGCAAUAGAGGAUGCCCUCAUGUGUGUCGGCUGGCUCAUCAACAUGGUUCAUAAUGCGGUCAUAAUCUACGGUGCGCAUACUGGACUAGGCACUCCAGACUCGGGAAUCCCAGGCGGGCCCACGGGGGUUACUAUUUUCCUCUGGCAAUGUUUUUUCCUCAGUGGCUACGUUUUUAUCAAGUGCAGUAUCUGCAUAACAUUGUUGCGAAUUGCGGUCAACAAACGGCACCGACUCAUCCUCUGGAUUCUCAUAGGAGUUUCAGUCGUCUCAACGGUCUUCGUACAACUCUAUGUCCUCUUACAAUGCCGGCCCAUUGCAGCCUCGUGGGGAGAAGUGCCGGGUACUUGCGUUACUAGCAUGAUCACCGUUGCUAUCACAUUCAUCAUCUCCGGCUUCAACCUCAUCACGGAUGUCACGACGGCCGUCUUGCCUUUCAUCAUUAUUAAAGACAUCCAGAUGGGCAAGGAGAAGAAGCGGGCUGUCAUUGUCGUCUUGUCACUUGGUGUGCUCGCCUCCGUUGCAACCAUUGUCAGACUGCCCUAUGCCACGGCUUACUUCGCGACGUCAGAUUACAUGGUGGGAAUGGGUGACAUCAUCAUGUGGACCGUCGUCGAGUGCGACACAGCUCUCAUCGCUGGGUCGCUACCUAUGGUCCGGACCCUG
Molecule: messenger RNA, 777 nt
Organism: Cryphonectria parasitica EP155
Lineage: Eukaryota; Fungi; Ascomycota; Sordariomycetes; Diaporthales; Cryphonectriaceae
Exons: 4
Source: RefSeq, a predicted model, not a curated record